GAUUACUCCACUUAUGUAUACGGUACCGGUAUUGUUCUUCAUCUUUGCGACGGCUGCAACUAAUUCUCAAAGUCGAAAUAAAUAUUCUGCACCGAAUACUCAAGAUGAACCUAUCCCUGAAUCACUACGAAUGCAAAUAAAAGAAUACGCCAAUGCCUACUAUGAGGCAAAAUCGGUUGAGUAUUCUCAACUCGAAGGAUCAGUAGCCCUCGAGGGGAAAAAAGGGGAAAAAAUGUUCAGAAAUGAGGUCAAACGACUGGAAACUAUAUUCGAAGCUGGAUGGUUUAGAGAUUAUGUUAAAAUUGUUGAUCCAAAAAACAGAAAUUUAAUAAGGAAAUGUGAAGAGGAAUAUGCAAAAGCCGCCAAAACGCACACUGAAUUAAAUACCUAUAUGUAUGAAAAUCUCAACGUCAAUAUUGAACUAUUUGCUAAGUGGACCAGCAGAUUCAAUCUUGACACUGAAGUCGACUUCUAUUUAAGGACAUACCGUCAGACAAACAGUCAACAAAAAAGUAUGCAUGAAAUUAAAGCAAAUUUUAAACGAGCAGAACAAGAAUAUCACCAACUGAAAGCUAAAACAAACAACCUACUAGCAUUAGCAGUUCAAGCAAGUCUAAAUUCGAGGAAUGCCAUAGAUGUGGCCUGGGAAAAAGUAAAAAAUUCAUCAGCAGUUCUAGCCUUCGAAGAUGAUAUGCUUGAUUAUGAUGAAAUUAUUGAAGAUUAUCAAUAUGAUUUGAAAGAAAUCGAAGCCAAAAUCAGAGAAGCAACAGAUGCGAGCGCUAGACAGAAGUUACUUGUAGAAAAAGAAGAUAUCGAACGGAAUUUAAAACAGAAUGAAGACUUUCUAAGCGGACUUCAAAAAUUAAAGGAUGACACCGUUGACAAGGAGUUUGCAAAGGAUGAGGAAAUUAAGCGAAAAGGCGAUGAAAGCAAUCAAGCAAUGAAUGAAUAUUUCUCCUCUUUAGGGGAUUUAAAAAAUAAAGUCACAGUCCUUGAAGUUCAAAGAGUUGAAUACUUGAAACCAAUGACUAAAGAAGAAAGAAUAACAGAAAUGAAACGUGCCAUGGAAGAAGAAAUCAAACAGUGAAGUAUGUUUGUAUGACAAAAGUUUUUUCGGGGUUGUUUGCCAGAAUCGCUUGAUUCUCAUUCUUUAUCAGCGUUCCAAAUAUUACAUCUAUAUUAUUCCUACGAAUGCUUAAUAGCCUGUCAUCUCCACCUCAAAUAACGUCCUUCAAGUUACCUUCAGAUGAGUAAUUCGUCCGCUUAGAAUUCCACCUAACGGCUUGAUCCACGAAAUCACAUAUAGCAG
Trichobilharzia regenti is the source of this 1309-nucleotide messenger RNA. Lineage: Eukaryota; Metazoa; Platyhelminthes; Trematoda; Strigeidida; Schistosomatidae. The record is from the annotation of a GenBank genome assembly.